Anguilla rostrata (American eel) is the source of this 4441-nucleotide messenger RNA. RefSeq names its product ST14 transmembrane serine protease matriptase (gene st14). The coding region runs from base 369 to 2903 and encodes 844 amino acids. The record is from RefSeq and is a predicted model, not a curated record. The transcript has 20 exons. Gene Ontology annotation, biological process: proteolysis; acrosome reaction. NCBI's taxonomy places the organism in Eukaryota, Metazoa, Chordata, Actinopteri, Anguilliformes, Anguillidae. Gene Ontology annotation, molecular function: protein binding; serine-type endopeptidase activity.
CUCGGCUCUCACCUUACUAUUAGCCUACGUCACACAGCCAGGUUGAUGUGGGAGGGACGUCGUUUCGGUUUGGUCACGUAAUCGUUUCUUUCCAAACUUUUUCCUGUCUAGCAAAGCGAACGCACAAACAGGAUUCCGGCAUUAACUUGUACAGGAACUUAUGGGUGCGAGCUAGAACACGAGUUUUCGUCCUCCUGUGGGCUGUCUCUUAACCGUGCACCUGUUCUUCGCUUCCGAAUAUACUUGUGAUCUAAUUGGGCGCUACAAGUAGACAUAUCCUCCAUUACUCUUAUUUCUAACAAUCAAGUCUUCGACCUUCCGGAGCGUUCUUCAUUUUUUUUUUUACUUGUAAAUUUUAAACGAGGGAAAUGGGCUCCGUCGCGUACGACAAUGGGAACUACCGGGAGCGGCAUGAGCAGGUGACCUUCCUGACCAAUAAGGAGAAGAUGUCGCCGAAGCGGAAGACGGGGGUGGUGGUGGGCGUUCUCCUGGCGCUGCUGGUCCUGGCCAUCGUCGCCGGCGUGCUGAUCUGGCUCUUCCUGUUCAAGCCAAAGGAGAACAAGCAGCCCGAAGGCCCCACGGCCAGCCAGCAGAGGAGCGCGACCACGCUGGUGUACAGCGGGCACAUGGAGCUGUCCAACCUGAAGUACAGCCAGGCGCUGGAGGACCCCACCAGCUCCGAGUUCAAGAACCUCGCCGACGACAUAGAAGAGAUUUUGGAGGCGACAUAUAAAAACGAUCCCUUCUUCACCAAGUACUACAACAAGUCCGUCGUCUCUGCCUUCAGCGAGGGGGUGAUGGCGUACCACUGGACGCAGUUCGACGUGCCGGCGGCGGACCUGGAGCAGCUGCCCCGCUUCACGCAGGAGCGGGUCAUCCAGGUGCUGCGCUCCGGAAUUCGGCGGGAGGGCAAGCGCAGCGCCCAGGUGCUGAUCAUUAAGGACAUCACUGCCUCCGCCACGGACCCCAGGAUGGCCAGGAACCCGCGGGCGAAGGAGUGCUUCUUCAAGCUGGAGGCCAACGCCCAGGUGCAGACCAUCGAGUCGCCGGGCUACCCCAAGCGGUACCCCCCGAAAACGCGCUGCCAGUGGCAGAUCCGCGCCCCGCCCAACACCGCCAUCCACAUGAAGUUCCCCUUCUUCCACGUGGAGGACGACUGCUCCAACGACUUUGUCUACAUCCACGACUCGCUCAGCCCCGACGAGUCCCAGGCCGUCACCAAGCAGUGUGGUCAGAGGCCUCCCUCAAAUCCCCUGGAGGUGGUGUCCUCCAGCAACAUCAUGCUGGUCAACCUCAUCUCCGACAGCGAGAUCCAGAGGCCGGGCUUCAAGGGGGAGUACACGGUCAUCCCCAUCAGCACAGCCAAGAGCUGUGGAGGGCUGCUCUCCGCCAAGUCUGGCAACUUCAGCUCCCCGCACUUCCCCAGCUUCUACCCGCCAGCCCUGGACUGCAACUGGACCAUCCAGGUCCCCGCGGGCCAGAAGGUGCGCGUGAAGUUCACCAUGUUCCGCAUGAAGGAGCCGGACGUGGACGUGCGCGUCUGCAACAAGGACUACGUGGAGGUCAUGGGCAAGAAGUACUGCGGGGAGCGGUCUUCGCUGGCUCUCUCCAGCGACACCAACACAAUGUUGGUUAAGUUCCACUCAGACGAGUCUUACACAGACAAGGGCUUCAUGGCAGUGUACAACGCCUACGACCCCAAAAACCCUUGUCCUGAUAAGUUUGCCUGUGCCUCUGGUAUCUGCAUCAGUAUGGAGCUGAAGUGCGACGGCUGGAACGACUGUGGAGACAUGAGCGACGAGCGCCAGUGCAGCUGUGAUGCGGACCAGUUCUCCUGUGCUAACGGAAUGUGCAAGCCCAGGUACUGGGUGUGCGACCGCGUCAACGACUGCGGGGACGGCAGCGACGAGGCGCAGUGCAGCUGUGAGGGGAACGAGUGGAAGUGUGAGGACGGCUCGUGCAUUUCUCAGGACCUGGUGUGCAACGGCAAGAAUGACUGCAGCGACGGCAGUGAUGAGUCAUCCUGCAGCCAGCCCUCGGGCACCUGCACGGACUUCACCUUCAAGUGCCAGAGCGGCACCUGCGUGAACAAGGCCAACGCGGAGUGCAACCGGGAGAAGGACUGCGCCGACGGCUCCGACGAGCUGAACUGCGACUGUGGCGUCAGGCCCUAUAAGCACAACCGCAUUGUGGGGGGCCAGAACGCGGACAUCGGGGAGUGGCCCUGGCAGGUCAGCCUGCACUUCCUGACCAGCGGCCACGUCUGCGGCGCCUCCAUCAUCUCCAAGACCUGGCUGCUCUCCGCUGCUCACUGCUUCCAGCCCGGCAACCCCGACUACCACGACCCACAGAACUGGCAGACGUACAGCGGCAUGCACGACCAGUUCACCCAGGACGGCGUGCAGAUGCGCAAGCUGAAGACCAUCAUCAACAGCCCCGACUACAACCAGAUGACCUUCGACUACGACAUCGCCCUGCUGGAGCUGGCCGAGCCGCUGGAGUUCACCAACACCAUCCACCCCAUCUGCCUGCCCGACCGCACCCACGUCUUCCCCCCCGGCCUGCCCUGCUGGGUGACGGGCUGGGGCACCUUACGGGAGGGAGGCCGGACGGCGCGCAUCCUGCAGAAGGCGGAGGUGAAGAUCAUUAAUGACACGGUGUGCAACGUGGUGACGGAGGGCCAGGUCACGUCACGCAUGCUGUGCAGCGGCUUCCUGGCCGGGGGGGUGGACGCGUGCCAGGGAGACUCGGGGGGGCCCCUGGUGUGCCGGGAGGAGUCGGGGAAGUGGUUCCAGGCUGGGAUAGUCAGCUGGGGCGAGGGCUGCGCCCGUAGGAACAAGCCGGGGGUGUACAGCCGCGUCACCAAACUGCGGGACUGGAUCCGGGCCACCACCGGCGUGUAGAGCGGGGCCCGGCCCACCGGGUCACAGCCGAAUAUGGGGGAGGGACCGGGGAGGGAAUUUAACAGAUUUUUAUACAUGGGGGGGAGGCGGCGGGGGGGGACAUGCUGCCAAAGAUUCACUGUGAACUGGCUGAGGAAGAGAAGAGAGAGAGAGAGAGAGAGAGAGAGAGAGAGCCCUGCCGUCACCAGCCCGAGAGGGUCCAGCAUUGGACAUAUCACUAAUCAGUCCGCAUACCAGCUCUCCAGAUAAUCAUUACUCAGUGCUUCGGGGCCUUGGGACCUGAGGUGUGCACGCUGAAAGAAUGCUGUGCACUCUGCAGAAAGCAGUGCCUCCGCACCAUUCAGGCAUCUUUGCGUUCCUGGAUCUCCAAAGUAUUCCGACCCAGAGCAUUCCGGCUAUGAUUUCUUAACGUGGAAAAAUACAGGAAAACAUUUUUUCGCCAGCGUUGUUUUGGGAGGUAUGAACAUAUCUACAAGUUACUGUAUUUUUGUCAAACUUUUGCGGCAGUAAUGCUGGUGUGUGUUUUUGUUUUGUUUGUUUUUAAAUUCUGUUUGGGGUGGCUGUACCACUACAUGUAAAUGAUGGUGAAUACUGAGGAUGACGAGGCGUUGUGGACAUGGGUCAUGAGUCACAUCCGCGUGGGACAAACGCACAUCUAACUGCACAGGAAGUCACGGCGUCAACGUCCGCCAUCAGUUUUUUUUUUUUGGGAGGGGGGAAGGGGGGUCAUUUUGAACACAUUCAGUCGACAGCCAAAUUUAAAUGUAAAUAUUUUCGGUUUUGUUUCCUAUUAUUUUAAUGUCUCUUGUGGCCUCUAAAGUAUUGAGCGAUGUACCACAGUCUUGAAUUAUUUAUGAGUGACCAAAGUACUUUUGGCAAAAUGGGUUUGAAUCCAAACUUUUUAAACUUGAGGGGACCCUAACAUUAUCCAGCUGACCAGGAAUUUAUGCUGAGAUCUUUUUCUUCUCUCUCCAUAUUUUAAUAUUUUCUGCUGUGGCCUAUGUCCGCUGAUAUUUUUCACACUUCAGUAAACGUAUAUUGUGCAUUUUUCACUGUUUAAGUCCAAAAACCCCAACAGACAUUUAUUCCCCCAACAUUUUUUUCAAGAUUCAAAGGAUGCCUCUGCUAGCAUUGACACCCAACCUGGAAGUUUUGUUGAGACUGGGGUGCAGCGUCAGUCCGGCCGGGGUGCGGUUGUUGAAGUGUGGGGGGGCUUUGUGGGGGUGCGAAGCCGAGGGGCAGCUGUGGAUCUUCCUGUCCAAUGAGAGCCCACCCCCAACCCCCACCCCCACUCACCCCCACCCUGACAAGACGGUGAGCUGCGGGGGCCUCUUCACUGAAGCUGUUAGCCGGAGACGCUAAACUGAAGGCUAUUCCCAUCCGCGGCCAUCUUUGUUGCGUUGGUACGCUGUCGAGUUCUCCUGAAAUCCUCCUCUCUCCAAACCCUUCAGACUUUUCUCCGAGGUCCUCUGUUCCACCCCCUGCCUCCUCUCACACAGUAAAUCCGGCAGCCAUUUUAGGUGAACAGCGCUCAGUUU